Messenger RNA from Biomphalaria glabrata, 2674 nucleotides. RefSeq names its product prostaglandin E2 receptor EP4 subtype-like. Gene Ontology annotation, molecular function: G protein-coupled peptide receptor activity. Lineage: Eukaryota; Metazoa; Mollusca; Gastropoda; Planorbidae. The record is from RefSeq and is a predicted model, not a curated record. Gene Ontology annotation, biological process: neuropeptide signaling pathway. Gene Ontology annotation, cellular component: membrane. The transcript is spliced from 6 exons. Bases 506 to 2284 code for a protein of 592 amino acids.
UUUAUUUUGUAGCUAUUUAGUUUGUACUAGAUCUUACUCAAAAUAGCACUAAAGUUGUCUAAGUGUGUUGUCAACAGUGUCACUGAAGUUGAUUUGAAGUGUUUAGAAGUGCAGAGUGUCACUGGAUACAGCUUAAGUGGAGGGUGAAAGUCUAUUGUAGGUAUGUCUGUAAAGAAUGUCAUGUAAACAACUAGUCAAGUUGAAACUGGGGAUUAAUUUAGCUUUCUUCAGCCAAGAUGUAAACAUAUUUAAGUGUUUCAGAUGAGGAUCUUUAGUUAUGAUCUGUGGUUGUACAGUUUGCCUCAAUAGUUGUUUAUUUGAGCGCUAUUUUUAGCAACUUUGUUAUUAUUUAUGACAGUAUGUGUAACUGGCAUGUUUUACAGGUAGCAACAUCUUCUGGGCAAUCCUCUAUAGUGGCCAUUGAAAAUCAUUCCAAUAUUGUGUUGCGAGAAUUGGUAGCUCUAUUCUUUUGAAAAGCUCAGAUUGAAGGUAAGCUCUAUAGAGAAUGAACCUCAGCAACACCAGUCAUUACAUGGACAGCGAUGAAUACCUCCAUGAGCUAAACUUGACCUUUACUGCACUGAUAUUACCUGCUAUAAUUGUUCUGGCUGUUUUUAUGGUUAUUGGCAUCAUUGGAAAUGGACUAGUUCUGUAUGUAUAUUGUAGACGAAUGAAAACAGGAACCAUCACGAGAUAUAUUCAAGGACUAGCAAUAUUUGACUUACUCAGCUGUUCAUUGGCCAUUCCUGGGGAGAUUAUAGACAUGACUAACAACUACACUUUUGGCUCCAAUCCAUUGUGCCAGAUAGUCAGAACCGUCAACUUGUUUUGUACAAUGGUGUCUGGAAGCAUUUUGAUAGUUGUUGCUAUCGAUAGAUAUAAACGAAUAUGUUAUCCACUGGGCAAGCAGAUAUCUCCAAAGUCUGCUCUCUACAUCAUGACUGUUUGCAGUGCCUUAGCAAUUGUAUUGGCCUUGCCAACAGCGGUUAUUUUUGGAGCCAUGACUGUGCCAACUAAUAUCUCUUACAUUAAGGGAUCUGACUGUUCAGUUAGUGAUAACUUUAAAAAUACAACAAUACCAUUACUCUACAAUGGUCUACAAAUGUUUCUGUUUUUGGUUGGUGCUAUUAUCCUCAUAGUUCUCUACAGUAUUGUGGCCAGGCGAAUUUUUCAACAUGCCCAGGGACGUCAGCGUCGUAGAUCUGGUGAAAUACAAAACCGCAAGAGAAAAAUUUGGAGCUUUUCUUAUUGCUCCUCUCCAUCUCUGACACCAAACUCACCUCCAGAUAGUUCUGAGGAGUUGAAAGUCAAAAAUACGAGAAGUUGUGAUGACAAUAAGACAAAGUCUUCUUUUGAUUUCAACUUUAAGGAAGAAAUACAUAAACAUGUUCUGCUUCAAUCAGCUAAAAAUAUCAUCUGCCACCGUUCUAAUUCAGAUAAGGAUUUGUUUUUAAACAAAGCCUAUUAUUCUUCAGUAAAGCCCAAAGUGUACAGCUUAGAUGAUGUCAACACUGAGAGACCCAUCUCCUGCCAGACAACUCUGUUAAUAAAGCCCACAAUUAGGUUGACUUUGGUGGACCAGGUGGAAUGUUUAAGAAGGCAAAGCUUACCUAAGCAUUUCAGGAUAGAAGAUGAUCAUAAUAUUAAUUGGGUUUUUAAAGACUUCUCUCCCCCAUCUACACCAAUUGAAGAGUUGAACAACCCAAACCGUUGGCUUCUUACUGGUUCAAGUGAACAACCAACGCAACACAACCCAACUAUUGACGCAAAACUAGAAAGUAGGAAAAACCCGUAUGAGUCUCAAGAUGUUCAAUUGUCUAGUGUACAACAAAGUAAGGUUGAUCAAAACUCACCUGAAACUGAAACAUUACCAACAAAAACGAUCAAUUCUAAAACGAGAAAAUGCCACAGUCAGAAUUCAAAGAAACUAUUGCCUAACAGAAGAUGGUCCAUGAGGCUAUCAAUUAAAAGUCUGGGAGACAUCAAGAAACUCAGCAUUAACUCGGAUAGUGCAGGUACAAGAAGAACCACUCUGAUGUUGUUUGUCAUUACAUUGAUUUAUAUUUUCUCUUUCCUGCCACACCUACUAUUGAUGAUUUUCAAAACCCUGAACAUUGAUUGGCUAAGUCAAUAUGGAGACACUGGAGUGAUGCUACAUAAUUUGCUGAUAAGAUCUUAUUUUAUUAACAGUGCCUCCAACCCUAUCAUAUACAGCUUCUUUUCCAAAAACUUCUUCUCUGAAUGCAAGUACAUUCUCAAGAAGACAUGCAGACAGAGAACGUGACUUCAGUCUAUAAAUCAUCAAGCUAGGCCAUAGACCCUUCUGGGUAGAACAUAGACUCUUUUUGACCUAGACCAUAUGCCCUUUUUUUGCUUAGAUCAUACUUAGAUCGUAGACCCUACAUACAUAAAUAUAUAAAUAAUGGUUCACUUUUUAUAACUUAUAAAGGAAAUGAAUUACCAAAUAUAAAUAAAUUUCCAUUCUUUAGCUUUUUUUGGGUUUGUUUGGUUAUCUGUUAGACUGUCAUGUUUACAUGUCAAAUAUCAGGAAUAGCUAUUGGUAUACUAUUGUUUGACUGCUUAUGGACUUUUGAAAACGAACCUUUUUAUUUUAAAAAUUAAUAUGCAGACCUUUUUUUAAAUUUGCAUUACAAAUAAACCAUUUUGAAAACAA